CCUCUAGGAAGUAAACACUUUCUAACAAUGGCGGUGCCCUGAGUGCCAAAUGCGCUAGUACUGCAAUUUACAUUUUGGCGAGACCGACACCUCUCGGGUUAGCGGUGUAAAGAUUGAUGCGGAAAGGGCACAUGGUGUUUUGAUUGUCGCCACAAGUCGGCUUUGACCCUGAACUUUCCAAGCAGAAUGAAAAUGUGGCUGAGACUGUUUACCGUUCUAGCAGCACUGGGAGUAUUUUUGCCAAUGAUGGUGCUUGUCUACAUGAACGCGUGGACCAUGUCUGACGGUGCGGAACGGCCGAGUGGAGAGGCAGUUGGUCGCAAAGUCCACUACAAGAGCAGAGAUAGGCUGAACUCAGUUGGAAGAAAUCCAAAGGGUCUCGGCUGGCGAGAUCACCUUGAGGAAAAGUGUGAGGACAUGGGUAUCCAAAGCUCCCAGAAAAUUAAUCACCGUUCUUUCAACCAUAUCAUCGUAGACAAAAAGUACAAGGUUCUCUACUGCCAGGUGCCCAAAGUUGCUUGUACAAACUGGAGACGUGUACUUUUAGUUCUUUCUGGCAAGGUUAAUGUUACUGACCCUAUGUUGAUUAAAGCUGGCGAUGUUCAUAAGAAAUAUGACAAGCAUCUCACUUACUUAUCCGACCUCUCUAUGAAAGAAGCUGAUAACGCUUUGAGGAAUUAUUACAAAUUUUUUUUUGUGCGUGAACCUUUUGAAAGACUUCUUUCUGCUUAUCGGAACAAGUUUCAAGGACAGUCAAACACAAGUAAAUUCUUUCAUUCACGAUAUGGAAAGGACAUAAUCAAGAAUUAUAGAAAACAUGCAUCAGCUAAUUCACUUGCUCAAGGCAAUGAUGUGUCCUUCUUUGAGUUUGUGCAAUACAUUGUGGACAAGAAGAGGAAAGAAGCUUUAAACGAACAUUGGUGUCAGUUCUUUGAACUCUGUCUCCCAUGUCUGAUUAAAUAUAAUUUUAUUGGAAAGUAUCAUCAGUUGGAGAAUGAUUCAAAGCAUGUUCUAGAUUCUAUCGGUGCAUCGUCACUUGUCAAGUUCCCUACUAGAGCAGCUUCCUACCACCAUCAGAAAACCUCUGACGUCCUGCCAAGUUAUUAUCAGCAAAUCCCUCCCCAUUACCUUGGACUUUUGUGGAAAACUUACUACCCAGACUUUGAGCUGUUCAACUACACAAUACCAAGUGUUAUCCGAAACCUCACCUCUGAGUGGAAUAGAAGUUGAGUGUGUGCUUGUGCACAGAGAUAAAAUGUUAAUGUCAGCACCAAAACAAAGUGCUUAUUUGUUUGUCCCCAAAACACAUUUUUAUAGCUCUCCUGCCUGAAAGGUAGGUAGGCUUAUGUCGUGGCCUGCUAGUCCAUUGUGUGGUGCGAGUCAAGUGUCUGAACAUCUUCUUCUUCGAAGCUGAAACUUGACACACUUUCCAAACAAUGACACCAGGGCCCUGUUCCACAAAGCGAUCUUAGCGCUAAGUCUGUCGUAAGUCUAUGUUAAAGUAUGGGAGUUACGAUCAUCUUAGCGCUAUGAUCGCUUUGUGGAACGGGGCCCAGAACUUGUUCGGGAAGUUUUUGAUCCGGUUUUCUAUAUGGCUGCCAUGAUGUGCAUGUUACUUUUUAUGAUGACAUGAUGUUUUCUUCAAAUUCUUAGAUUUUAGUGUGAGUUUUUUCUCAGUAUAUAUGCUGAAAGCAUUUGAAGAUCGAUGUUGACGGACCUUUGUUAAUCUGCUCACUUUGUUGACAUUUUUAACUGUUUACUAUAUAUUAAGGUGAGCUACACUGAAGUGGCACUAUUUUUUAACAAUAAUGCAGAGAUUAAGGUUUAUUUUGAAUGUGUGUUUUUGUUCAAAGACAAAUGUUAAUGGCAAAACAUAAUAACUGCUUGUUUAUCCAAGUUGCCUUUUGAACAAUAGGAUGAGAUGAAGAAUUAUGAUAAAGGACAAUUUGUUGAGUGUUUGCUUGUGUACUAUAAGAUAUUUGUUAUGUCCAAAACAAAGUAACUGGUUGUUCAUUUGUCAAAAUCACUUGGCAGCCUUUGCAAUUCACACUUGUACACGAGCCCGAGACUACUAAAUUUCUUUGAGGACAAGUAAAAAUCCAAUCAUAGGUUCAGUAAAAUAAGGUUUACACUACUACUCUGAAGUUUUAAGGCUGGCUCAGAUAAUUGUCUGUCUGUGGGAAUAGGUCUUCAGCAACCCGUGCUUGCCGUAAAAGGCGACUAUGCUUGUCGUAAGAGGCGACUAACGGGAUCAGGUGGUCAGGCUUACUGACUUGGUUGAUGCAUGUCAUUGAUCCCAAUUGCGUAGAUUGAUGCUCGUGAUGUCAAUCACUGGAUUGUCCUGGAUUGACUUGAUUAUUUACAGACCGCUGUCAUACAGCUGGAAUAUUGCUGAGUGUGGCGUUAAACAACAAACAAACAAAGCAAAGACACAAUGGGAGAAAAAUGUGCAACAUUUAUGCAAAAUGUUCUCCUGUGCAAUUUUCUCCUAUGUACAUAUCUUAUGAUAAAGGACAAAUAUCUUGCCAUGCCGAAUUGUAUUCCUGAUCAAAAGGCCUACAAGUUGUGAAGCAUGGGUCUUAUGAAGCCUUCUUGUCUGUCUAUUCAUGUUCUCUGGUUGUAUAUACAGUGUAUACAUCGACUAAAUGAACUGUUCAAUAUGUUUUUCCUUGGUAUAUUAUGGUAUAGGAUGUGGUGAUCGACAUGUCCUGUCUGUCCAGAGCAUAAUACUAAACCUUUCAAUAUUUGUUCAAGAACUUUUGCUCACAUAUUUUACCUCAUGCUGAAUUGGGGAAUUUUAUGGAUUUUUUAAUUGACCAGAUCAUGCAUGGUCCUUCUGCUAGCAAGGUUAGUUUCCAAAGCAGAGCUACAGAAAUUCAGUUAUUAUUCUCCGUAGGACUUUGCUCCAAUAUCAAACAAGACAUUUCAUGUUUUUAUUAUUUGGGUUUGUUUUUAAGGGAAAAAAUCUGAAAGCCACUUCCUCUGUGUUAUAAAUUCUGCCACCAUAUCUGAAAAUGCUAAGAAAUCAAACUACUAAACAUGAUUUUUCACAAAGGUAUUUUAACCAAGAAAGAUCCAAGUCCGACCUUAGCUAUUUGGUGUAGAGGUGGUGCCUUUAGCUGAUCAUUUCCUGGCAAAGAAAGAGGCUUGAAAAAUAUCUCAAAACCAUUCAGUUUUUUCUCCAAAACUUUGCUCAGUUUGGAGAUGUCUUUUAUGUAAAAUUAUGUAGCUUACAUUAUGUAUAUAAUCAGUUUCUUUCACAUGCCCAUGAUUGCUAAUGCCUUAUACUUUUUUCUAGUUGGAUUACACGAGCGACCUAAAAUAAGAGAAUAAUUUACAAGGACUUUUGAUAAUUUUAACGAGUCGAAAACAAACAAUUCAUGAUUUAUCACCAUUCAUGAGAAAUUUUGAAUAAUACUCAAUAAAAUCUUUAUUCCAUCUUUCAAUAUCAUUUCACAACCGUUCUUCUGGAACGGUGUUAACUUCAUGUUUUUAGUAAUUAGUAGCAGUACUAAUCUGGUUUUAAUGUGUAAUACCUACCUACAUUGGAUUUUAGGCCAUUUAUUUUUGGUAAACCAACUAAUAACAAAUAAAGGUCAAAAGUGACAGAGAUGCUUUCAUGGUGCUGCAGUAUAAUCUGCCAGGUGUGAAGUUUGCUAAUGAUUUGUGAACAGUUCAAUCCAGCUGUUGUGUCUGUGCUGAAACCUCCAAUGCCAAAAAGUUUUCAGUUUAGUCACUACUUUCGUGAUACACUCGCUACACUCCAGAUACCUUGGUUGGUACAAAUGCUAAAUGUCUUGUUGAAAUAUUUUUUGUAUCAUGGCAGCCAAAUCAGUAACCAAUUAUAAUACUUAGUAAUUGUUUUUUGUUGGUAAGAGCCUGAAUGAAGUAAUCAUGUGUGAUUGUGAUGCUAAGAUGAUCCUAACUCCCAUACUUUAACAUAGGCUUAUGAUAAUCUCAGCACUAAGAUCACUUUGUGCAAGUGGGCCCUUGUGUUUUGUCAAGGUGGUGAAUAUACAUGUUAUUAUUAUAUUCAUUAGAACUGGAAUCAUGCAUCUUGUAGGAUUCUCGUAGUUUUGAAAAUUGAUCCUGGCUUUCAAAAUUCAUCCUUUUUUGUGUAUUUAGUUGUUUUUUCCUAAGUUGGGGUAUGGAUCCGCCGACCCAAAAUUGUUUGGAUAAAUAUAUUGCGUAGUUGCAAUAAAAUUCAAGUUUUGUUAUUCUCUAAAAUCAUUAAUGAAUUUCUUGUUUGCUAAUAAAAAUGAUCAAUAACAUGAAUAAUGUUUACAGGGCUCCAGAUGAUAUUUUUAGCCUUUGAGUUUUCAUUCACAUGUUAUCAUUCACUUCGGGUAUUUAUAGUUUUCUUUGGAAAUAUUUUUUGAGUAUACAUGUUAUCAUUCACUUUGGGCAUUUGUAGUUUUCUUUGGGUAUAUUUUAUGAGUAUUCAUAAGAAGCAACUCAAAAUUUAAUGGGUUAUGGUGAUUUAUUGUGAUUUGGCGCUAAUACACAGCAUAUCUGUAUCUGGGUGUUUGUAUAAAAUUGGUUUGUUUUCUAUCCAGAUAAUAUCGCUGGUCCAUAUAUCUGUAUGAGGUGAGGUGAAAUGGGGUUUAACGUCGCGUCCAAGAUUAUUGCACUUGUAUAGCGACGUGCAUGUACGUGUGUGUGUUUGUGUGGCUGCCUGUACUAGUCUGGACUGAUGCCGAUUCAUAG
Haliotis rufescens (red abalone) is the source of this 4707-nucleotide messenger RNA. RefSeq names its product carbohydrate sulfotransferase 11-like. Bases 187 to 1230 code for a protein of 347 amino acids. Gene Ontology annotation, molecular function: sulfotransferase activity. Gene Ontology annotation, cellular component: membrane. Gene Ontology annotation, biological process: carbohydrate biosynthetic process. The record is from RefSeq and is a predicted model, not a curated record. NCBI's taxonomy places the organism in Eukaryota, Metazoa, Mollusca, Gastropoda, Lepetellida, Haliotidae. The transcript has 3 exons.